Molecule: messenger RNA, 507 nt
Organism: Durusdinium trenchii
Lineage: Eukaryota; Dinophyceae; Suessiales; Symbiodiniaceae
Source: the annotation of a GenBank genome assembly
AUGCAAUGCGGCAAAACCCUGGACAAUCGGAGCUGCUUGCCGAAAUAUUGCCUUGCCUGCUUUCAGCGCAACCUGGAUGAGCGCCUUGCGGCAGAGCCAGCUCUGACCCUGAGCGAGCCAGCUACGCCAGGAACUUUGCAAGCUGAAGCUGACUUGCCAAUGCGUGACUCUGAGCCUGAAUGUGGAUGGCCGAGAAGAAAGCGGGAAUCGGAGCAGUGCUGGUAUGCCCGGGUGCAGGCACACUUGGAUGGCCCGGACAAAAGAAAAAAACAAAAAACCUACAUGUCCACGUGGCGGUCGAGCAUGACUGAAGCGGACCGCCGUGCGUGGAAAGAUGGAAUUCAGAAAAGAGUUUCGGCAGAAGGGCCGGUGGAAGAGCCGGCGGAAGAGCCGGGCACAGAAGAGUUGGACCGCGGGCAAGUGGCAGAAAGUAGGCAGCAGGAGCCCGUGAAGGUGAAGGAGACUUCUCGAGUUUUGCUACAGAAGCCGUCGUUUCAAGAGCAGUGA